Triticum turgidum subsp. durum (durum wheat) is the source of this 1386-nucleotide messenger RNA. The record is from the annotation of a GenBank genome assembly. Lineage: Eukaryota; Viridiplantae; Streptophyta; Magnoliopsida; Poales; Poaceae.
AUGCCGGCGCCAUUGCAAGCAUCCAACAAAUGUAAGUUCCAGAUCAUUGACGUGGACCAAGACCCACCAGGGAGCAGAGACGUCGAUGAUGCGGGGAGUGUCGAUCACAUCGGCCGCCUCCCGGACGCCGUCCUCUACAGUAUCGUCUCUCUUCUCCCCACCAAGGAAGGUGCCCGCACGCAAGUCAUCUCUCGUCGAUGGCGUCCGCUAUGGCACUCCGCUCCUCUCAACCUCGUGGUGGACCAAGAACUCAACAGCAACAACCACAAUUUGGGCGAUUUGAUUUCAAAGAUUCUCUCUGUGCAUCCUGGCCCCGCACGCCGCUUCUCGCUCUGCCUCUCUAGUAGCAAGUAUCAUGGCAAGAUCAAAGGCUGGCUUAGUUCCCAAGCCCUGGACAAGCUACAAGAGUUUGAGCUCAUCCCCGAGCGUUGGUUCGACGUCAGGGGUAUUUUCUACCUGCUGCCGUCGUCCGUCUACCGCUUCGCGCCCACGCUCCGUGUGGCCAAAUUCGGCGCCUGCCGUUUCUCCAAUUUGAUUGUGAAGCUGUCGCUCAAGUUUCCGUGCCUCAAGCAGCUCACCCUGGAUAGAGUCACCAUCUCGGAGGAUGCUCUCCACAACGUGCUCUUUGGCUGCUCUGCCUUGGAAAGCCUUGAGCUAAAUAAAAAUUCUGGCUUUGGUCGCCUCUGCAUCAGCUCCCAAACUCUUAAGAGUAUAGGCUUUUGCACUAACCAGUUUAGUGUCCCUUUCCAAAAGUUGGUCAUCAAGGAUGCCUCGUGCCUGGAGAGAUUGCUACCACUUGAACCACAGAGUAUGAUUGCUGUUGGCUUGACAACCAAAAUGCAGAGCGUGAGGGUGUUGGUUCUUGACUACACUAAUCUGGAUAUAGUGGUUAAUUUCCUCAAGUGCUUCCCCUGCUUGGAGAGGCUGCAUGUCUUUUUCCGGUUCCAGAGGAUGAGUUAUAAUAAUCGGGGGGAGUAUGACCCACCGGAACCCAUUGAAUGCCUUGAGCUGCAUCUCAAAGAAGUAUUGUUUAAGAAUUAUGACGGCACCGUCCCUUUGUGUAUUGACUUUGCCAAGUUCUUUGUUUUGAAUGCGAAAGUGCUAAAGGAAAUGAAAAUCACAUUGCCUUACCACCGGCAGUACAACUGGUUUGCUAAUCAACACCGGCUGCUGCGGACCAAAGAUAGAAUUUCUCAAGAUGCUCGGAUUGAACUGAGAUGUGGCAAUAAUGUUUAUUUCAGAGACAACAGGAACACCCAUGAUUUGUCAAUGGCUGAUCCGUUUGACGUGCCCUCCAGCGGAUGCAAAAAGUGUAGUGGAUCCCCAUUUUCAAUGUCUAGUGUUCAAAGCCCAACUUUAUGUCGCUGCUUUUUUUUUCUAGCCUGA